Messenger RNA from Arachis ipaensis, 749 nucleotides. RefSeq names its product thiol-disulfide oxidoreductase LTO1-like. NCBI's taxonomy places the organism in Eukaryota, Viridiplantae, Streptophyta, Magnoliopsida, Fabales, Fabaceae. The record is from RefSeq and is a predicted model, not a curated record. Gene Ontology annotation, molecular function: oxidoreductase activity.
UUUUUGUAACCUCCCCCAAUCCUAUUUCGAAUUUCUCUGCCUUUUCUUCUUCCUUCGUCCUUUUUCCCUUCUAUUCUUCUUCCUCGGCCCCUGCCUCCAUCACCGCCGCACAGCGGCCCCUCUGUCAGCCACCAUCAACGCCGGCGAAGCUACUAGAAGCUUCCACCACCAUGGCCACUUUCACUUUUUCCAUGUCCCUAUCGUCUUUUCGUUCCUUUGUGCCCAUUUGGCACCAUUGUGCUCCCAACCACCGGAGCUUGGGCCUCUUUGACGUCACGCAGCGUAUGAGGUUGCCGCCGCCUCUCAAAUGCUCCGCCGCAGAACCCGACCAGGAAACCAAGGUUCCCGCCACUUUCUCCGGCUCCGGGGAAUGGACUCAUAAGCUGACCGCGAGGAUCGCCGGGAUCGGCUUCCUUGAAACCUCGUACCUUACCUACCUGAAGCUCACCGGUUCCGAAGCAUUUUGUCCUAUCGGUGGUUCUCCCUGCGGCGACAUACUCAACAGUGAUUACGCGCUUAUUUUCGGUGUUCCUCUUCCUUUGGUUGGGAUGGUGGCGUAUGGCUUAGUUGCGGCGCUUGGUCUGCAAUUGGCCACAAAGAAGAUGUUGCCUUUUGGGAUUGGCAAGUCCAGCUCCCAGCUCAUGGUGUUGGGAACCACUACCUCCAUGGCAGCUACUAGUGCCUAUUUCUUGUUCAUUCUCAGCACAAAAUUCUCUGGGUCGACUUGCUCAUACUGUUUACUUUUGUAA